Messenger RNA from Gymnodraco acuticeps, 1914 nucleotides. RefSeq names its product HemK methyltransferase family member 1 (gene hemk1). Gene Ontology annotation, cellular component: mitochondrion. NCBI's taxonomy places the organism in Eukaryota, Metazoa, Chordata, Actinopteri, Perciformes, Bathydraconidae. Gene Ontology annotation, molecular function: protein methyltransferase activity; nucleic acid binding. Gene Ontology annotation, biological process: protein methylation. The record is from RefSeq and is a predicted model, not a curated record. The coding region runs from base 231 to 1268 and encodes 345 amino acids. The transcript is spliced from 11 exons.
GUUGUGGAGACGUUUCUGUGUCAGGUCAACAGCCGGGAGGUUUGAUGCUCCAUGUGCAGGAAAUACUAUCAACUCUACCAACUACAGUGCCAUCCAGAACAUGUCAUUUAACAUUAAUUUAGGGCGAUACAAGUGACCUUGAAAGUGUUCAUGUAGGAUAACAGAAUGACGUAAGGAUGCCGCGAUGAAACUAAAACAAUAUUGAUAGGUUGUGUUUGUUAGGAUACAUUAUGUGGAAAAGAUCUCUGAGUGCAGGCUACACAUGCUAUGGUUGCAGGAGUGUUGGACCAAAGAGACUUUGGGGCUACCAUGCAGUGCGGUCAUGCAGCGCUCCAGCCUUACCUGCAGGCCGGAUCACAGCUCGACAGGCAGCAGAUUUAUGGGAAAGACACUUUGCUGAGAGAGGCGUGACGGAGCCCGACCACUCCAGCCAUUACAUCCUUGCUUAUCUGCUCGGGGCUAAAACUAUAGAAAGUCUUGAGCAGGAGAAGUUAACAGAGUUUCUCAGUCCAGAAAAAACUGAGCAGAUGUGGAAGCUCUGCUCUAAACGCCUAUCCAGGAUGCCUGUGCAGUAUGUGAUUGAAGAGUGGGACUUCAGAGAUCUGACACUGAAGAUGAAACCUCCUGUGUUCAUACCAAGACCUGAAACUGAGGAGUUGGUUGAACUGGUGCUCACUGAUCUGCAGAUGAAGCCAGGGACUGAAGUUGGUACACAGGAAACAUGCUUGGAAGUGGGAUGUGGCUCUGGUGCUAUUUCUCUCAGUCUGCUGAAGAGUUGGCCUCAGCUUAAAGCCAUCGCUGUGGAUCAAAGCCAGGAUGCGGUGGAUUUAACAGGAGAGAAUGCUUUAAGGUUGGGGCUUCAGGACAGGUUACAAAUCCAUCAUUUAGAUGUAAUGAAAGAUGCAGAAACAGUGUUGAGCCUCUGUAGCUCUGUCUCUGUUUUGGUCAGCAACCCCCCGUACCUGUUUUCAGAGGAUAUGACGGCGCUGGAACCUGAAGUGUAUCGGUUUGAAGACCAUGCUGCUUUGGAUGGAGGGAACGAUGGCCUAGAAGUGAUCAAACAAAUUUUGACUCUGGCUCCACAGAUUUUAUCAGAUCAUGGCCGUGUUUACUUGGAGGUGGAUCCCAGACACCCUCCGCUCAUUCAACGGUGGGUGGAGGUGAAUGUGGAAGAGAUGCAUUAUGUGGAGACAAGGCACGACAUCAGCGGCAGGCCGCGUUUCUGCAUCCUUCGCAAAGAGAAGGACCACAAGUUGGAUCUGGAUUGAGAAACUGAGAUCCUAUUACGCUGGCAUUAGCCCAGGUCGCCUCAGCCCCCCGCCCCCACUGAGCUGCCGAGCGCGCGCUCGCACCCAUCUGAUCACUCAAUAUUCACAAUCUGCCGUGGCUCAAAUUAUUUUCAUGUCACUGUAAUACUUCACCUGGUAACAGUUGUUAUCACAUCCUCCGCCACAAUAAAAUGUGUGCGAGAUGGCACCAAAGCAGGCUCAGAGCUGAAGGUAAUUACUGAGGCUUUUCUUAGAACCCUCCCUCUCAGAAUCUCCCUCCCGCUCCCAGGAAGCUCUCAGUACUUCUGUGAAUUCGCUGAUGAACGGUCCUCCCCUUUCCUCGUCCACUCGCUGACUCAGAUGCAGGCUGUACGCAUUGUUGAGCAAAAUCACACACAAUCUGGCCUUCACUUCCUCACACAAUCUGCAUCUCACACACUUGAAGCUCAAAGGCCAGUCUUUGUGUUCAAAGGUGAUUUGUGAAAAAGUGACUCAAAAACAAACCAUCAUGUGGUGGUGAAUAAUAAAGAUGAGGAAAUAAAAAUUAUUAAGAAGACAGCAAGUAAGUUCAUUAUUUUAAUAGAAAAAUGUACACAUGUAAAAGGUAGAAAAAAUGUUUUACUGAGAAAAAUAAAACGGCAUAAAA